Messenger RNA from Besnoitia besnoiti, 858 nucleotides. Its product is annotated as ribosomal protein RPL8. The transcript has 4 exons. Gene Ontology annotation, cellular component: cytosolic large ribosomal subunit; ribosome. Gene Ontology annotation, biological process: cytoplasmic translation. The coding region runs from base 1 to 858 and encodes 285 amino acids. Lineage: Eukaryota; Apicomplexa; Conoidasida; Eucoccidiorida; Sarcocystidae. Gene Ontology annotation, molecular function: structural constituent of ribosome; RNA binding. The record is from RefSeq and is a predicted model, not a curated record.
AUGGGGCGCGUCAUCAGAGGGUGUUUCGCGUUACCGACGUCCACGCCUUUAUGUUGGUGCGCGUUCCUGUGUGUGUGGUGUUGUGUCUACUCAGCUCAGCGUAAGGGGCGCGGCAGCGUCUUCCGCGCCCACACCCACAAGCGCAAGGGAGCGGCGAAGCUCCGCCCGUUGGACUUCGCAGAACGCCGUGGCUACAUCAAGGGUCUGGUGAAGGACAUCAUCCACGAUCCCGGCCGUGGUGCUCCCCUUGCGGAAGUGGCUUUCCGUGAUGCCUACCGCUACAAGCUGAACAAGGAGCGCAUGAUCGCCGUUGAGGGGAUGUAUACGGGACAGUUCAUCUACUGCGGCAAGAAUGCGGCUCUGACCAUCGGCAACGUCCUGCCCUUGAAUAAGAUGCCAGAAGGUACCGUUGUGUCCAACGUCGAGGAGAAGGCCGGCGAUCGCGGUACCCUCGCCCGCACGAGUGGCACCUACGCGACCGUCGUCGGUCAGAGCGAUGACGGCUCCAAGACCCGUAUCCGCCUGCCCUCUGGCGCCAGAAAGACCGUCAACGGCCACGCUCGCGCCAUGAUUGGCGUCGUUGCUGGUGGUGGUCGUAUCGACAAGCCCAUGUUGAAGGCCGGAAACGCGUACCACAAGUACAAGGUGAAGAGAAACUGCUGGCCGAAGGUGCGAGGUGUGGCGAUGAACCCCGUCGAGCAUCCUCACGGUGGUGGCAACCAUCAGCACAUCGGUCACCCGUCGACGGUAUCCCGCAUGGCUCCUCCCGGGCAGAAGGUCGGUCUUAUUGCUGCCCGCAGAACUGGUCUGCUGCGUGGUGGUCGCAAGACCAAGUUGGCUGGCAAGGCUCAGGAGUAA